Pseudoliparis swirei is the source of this 2088-nucleotide messenger RNA. Its product is annotated as caspase a-like. Gene Ontology annotation, molecular function: cysteine-type endopeptidase activity. The record is from RefSeq and is a predicted model, not a curated record. The transcript has 8 exons. Gene Ontology annotation, biological process: regulation of apoptotic process; proteolysis. Bases 198 to 1358 code for a protein of 386 amino acids. NCBI's taxonomy places the organism in Eukaryota, Metazoa, Chordata, Actinopteri, Perciformes, Liparidae.
AAGAGCUCGUUGCGCCAGUUGCGCCAGUUGCUCUCUUUAUGCAAACCCACAGGUUGUGCGUCUGCAGCUGUACGUGUACGUGUACUGGUCAUAUAGCUACUCGUCGUCGAACAGGAAACCAUCUCCCGCCCAAAGGGUCUUUACGCGGCAUGAAGCUUUAUGAUUUGAAAACAAUACUGUCAUAGGAGAUUUUGGAGAUGGCAGCUCAGGAGCUUGCCGCUUUGAGGACUAGGUUUGUGGAAAAGGCCUCCAAAGAACUGAUAAACCAGCUCCUGGACGACCUUUUAGAAGAUGGUGUCUUGAACGAUAGCCAGAAAAACUCAAUCAUCAAAGAGAACAGCAGAGCGGACGACAGAGCCCGCAGUCUCAUUGACAUUGUGAAGAAGAAAGGAGAGGAAGCCAGCAGAAACCUCAUCGAUCACCUCCAAAGCAGAGAUCCUUCGCUCUCCUCUGACCUUGGUCUGUCCUCUGGUCGACCUGCUCCGCCGGCUGCAGAGCAACAGAUGAAGCAGGAUUGCUCCGCCACGCUCAUCCAUACCACUGAGGCCUUCUGGAGGGAGAAACAGAACGAUAGAAAUAUUUACCCUGCGGCCAAAAACUCCAUGAGCAAUCGUGUGGCCCUGCUGAUCACUAACAUAAAGUUUACUGAUGAGAAAUUUAACAGAAAUGGAGCUGAGAAGGACGAGGAGAACACAGAGAAACUGCUCACAGCGCUGGGAUACGAGGUGGUGAAACACACAAACCUCACAGGAAAGGAAAUCGAUGACGCCGUCAUUGAGUUCUCUAAACAUCGGAAACUCAACAAGACAGACAGCGUGUUGUUGGUUAUCAUGUCACACGGGAAACUGGGAGCUGUCCUCGGUGUCGACUGUAAAAAGGAUGGUGGUGAACAACAAGAUGAGUUCCCCAUCAACAACAUUUACAAACACUUGGGCCCACAGAAAUGUCCUGCGCUGCUGAACAAACCCAAGAUCAUCAUCAUCCAGGCCUGCAGAGGAGAGGAGGGGGGAUCGGUGCUGGUUGGAGAUGCUGCAGACCCAAAUGUGUCCUGUGAUCAUGUUGGCGAAGAUAACAUUGAGGAUGAUCAUUUGAGAUUUGUAAACAAAGAAAAAGACUUCAUUUCUCUUCUUUCCUGCACCCCUGAUACGGUCUCAUAUAGACACCAAGAUCACGGGUCUUUUCUCAUUCAGUACGUUGCUGAGGUGCUGUACAGCUCCGCACACAGCGAUGACAUCGAGGAACUUUUCAGAAAAGUCAUGCAGCGCUUUGAAGAUUUUUCCAGUCAAACCAGAAGACAGAUGCCGUCCAAAGACAGAUGCACGCUGACAAAGCGCUUCUACUUCUUCCCGGGCCUCUGAGGCAGGAUUCACUUCUGUUUCAGUCAGACUUGUAGCCACAUUUUCAAAUGUGUGUGAUUGAGAUGCAAUUUUGUGAAUAGAUGACACGGGUUGAGGAUUUACUGAAGGGUUCGUUCGGUCACACGCUUGGGGACCAAAAACGUAGAUGUAAAAAAGUUUCAAAGUUUCAAAUCAACAACAGACACACAACUUUACAGAGACAUAAGACCGACUUCAAAGAGACCACAAGACUCACAUUGACAACGAAGACACAAAACAACCUUUAAAGCCCCACUAUGUAGUUUUUCCCUUUUAGCGCCCCCUUCAGUUUUUGAGGUAUUUAACGUUUACUUCAGUGUCGUAAAUACCCAGUUACGAUAGACGCAGCCUCGCAGACACUUGUAUUGAGUUAGGAUCAUGUGUUGUCCUGUAUUAUAAUUAUUAUUAUUAUUAUUGUUAUUAUUUGUACGUGUCACGGGUUAUAAAAGGUGACGAGGGGGAGGUGACGCAAGGGUUUUUGUUUGGAGCGCGCUGACAGGUGGCGGACUCAGAACGGCAGCAAUCCGGCGACUGUUUCUAUUUUGGAUUUAUACCAACGGGCGGGAUCACUAAUAGAAGACUGCGCAGGAACACUGUGAACUGGCCCAGCACCUACCGGACUAGGGUGAAGUAGCGCGGGGAUUGAACGCGGCGCCUCGCCACGUUUCCGCCUGGUCGGUCAGCUGUUUGCCGGCUUUUGGGGGGAGGGGUG